CCCCCACCCCCUCCGCUCUCCGGCGCCCGCGGCGACCGAUGGACCGGUUCGUCGACAUGCAGCACGUGCGGCUGCGGAACCGCGUGCUCGACAAGUACUACCUCUGCGCGGAUGACGACGGGGAGGGCGUCUCCAUCAGCCAGCACCGCAACUCGCUCAACGCGGCGUGGAGGGUGCACAUCUACCACGGCGCCGACGGCCCGCAUCUGCUCCUCCACAGCGCCGCCUACGGCCGCUACCUCUCCGCCACGGGCACGCCCGCACCGCCCUUCCACCACGGCUUCCGCGCCAAGCAGCGCGACUACGACCAGCCGGUGGUGCCGUCCAUCAUGUGGCUGGCCGUCAGGGCUGGGCUGGGCGGCGGCAUCCUGCUCGAGAACGGCGGCGUCCGCUACCUCCGCGCCAACGGCAAGUACCUCCGCUGGAACACCGGCGUCACCGUCGAGAACAGAGACAUCGAGAAGGUCAGCGCCAUGAUGCGCUGGACCGUCGAGCCCAUCCUCCUCAGAGAGCGCCCGCCUCGCAUUCCAGGCCCGAUUCGGACUCGCCUCCCCGAUGACCUCUCCGUGACCGUGUUCCGUCGCCAGCCGGGGGCGUGGCAGGUGAUUCGGUUCGUGCAAGCGAACCCCGAUGGAUGGUUCCCCGAGGCCCACCAAGACUGGUCCGCCUUUCAUUUCAGGGGGAGGUCCUUGUACCACCUGAGGGACGAGCUGGCCAGGCAGGUCAAACAGCAGCCCGACGGCAUCGCCAUGUGCGUCCGAGCAGGCCGCUACGGGAGGCCCACCCCACUUGUUGUCAACCUGCCCCGCGGUGGCUGGGGCGACACCCUCCAGAUCAUCGUCGUCGUCUCCGGGACCCCUGCCUAUGAAGGGCUACGAUACCCGAAUGUCGGCUGAGCGUAGAGAAGGAUCAGAGCCGGAGUCUUGACAAUUCACCUCUUCAGAAGUUUCGCCGCCUCGGACACAACAACGGCAUAACUGAACGCCUGCUUUAGCAUAUAGAUAGUUAUAGGUUGAGAAAACUCAUCAGCUCUUGUGUUUCUUCUGCUAGCUAAACUCUGUGAUGCUGGUUCUAGUAGUAGUUGCAGUGUCACUCUUGUGACAUUUAUCUCUGUGAUGUGGUUGCUACUGCUUGCUGGAUGAAGCAUUUCACUGUGGGGUUCUUGCAGUGAAUCGGUGAUCCUGCAUUCCUUUUGGAUGAUGGCUUUGCAUAAAUGGAAAAUGCAGUGGUUGUUGCCAGUAA
Molecule: messenger RNA, 1242 nt
Organism: Hordeum vulgare subsp. vulgare (domesticated barley)
Lineage: Eukaryota; Viridiplantae; Streptophyta; Magnoliopsida; Poales; Poaceae
Exons: 3
Coding region: 39-896 (285 amino acids)
Source: RefSeq, a predicted model, not a curated record